Messenger RNA from Neltuma alba, 2041 nucleotides. Its product is annotated as TMV resistance protein N-like. Gene Ontology annotation, molecular function: ADP binding. NCBI's taxonomy places the organism in Eukaryota, Viridiplantae, Streptophyta, Magnoliopsida, Fabales, Fabaceae. The coding region runs from base 158 to 2041 and encodes 627 amino acids. Gene Ontology annotation, biological process: defense response. The transcript is spliced from 6 exons. The record is from RefSeq and is a predicted model, not a curated record.
CAAGAACUACGCUUCUUCAUGCUGGUGUUUAAAGGAACGGUCACAGGUUGCUGGGCGCAUCAUUAGUUAUCACAUUGUACCUCAGUGUGAGGUCUUAUCAUCACCGGUUUUUUACAGUGCGCAUCCAUUGUACGCUGUCGAUGCUGAACGACAAGAAAUGUGCAAAGCAAACAUAUACAAGGUGAACAGAUGGAGGGAAGCUCUGAAACAAGGGUGCCGUGUCUCUGGCCGCCGGAGUAACUCAGAUAGGUUUAUAGCAGUUUAUUACGAUGUGGAUCCAAAAUCCUUUGCUCAACAUAUUCAACAAGCAUGCACACAAGAUUCAUUUGAGAUAACCCAAUGGGAGAGGAAGGUUAUCGAACUAGUGGCCCCUGUCUGGCAAGUGCGGAAUGACUCAGGGUUACAGGUUAUUCCAAAAAUUGUUAAAGAAGUCAAGUCUAAAAUAGAUAAACUAUUUUAUGACUUCUUCGGAUUUGUUGGGAUGCAAUCUCAAGUGGAAGAAGUGGAAAAGCUUUUGGAUUUGAAUGCAGAUGAUGAAGUUCGAGUUGUUGGCAUUUGUGGUAUGAGCGGAUUGGGGAAAUCUUCUAUUGCUACUGUUUUAUAUCUUAAGAUCUUUCACUUUUUUGAUGCCUUUUGUUUCCUUCCCAAUCUAAGUGGACGUUUAAAGCACGGUGACAUAACUCUACAAGAACUUCUGCAUAGACAUUUGAUGACAGAGAAUUCAGAGAUGAAGGAUUUUCUAGACAAAGAGUUCUUACGAUGCAAAAGGUUAAGAAAGCACAAGUUUCUUAUAGUUCUUGAUGGUGUCGAUGUUGUACAACAUCUACAAGAGUUGAACUUAGUUCAAAAAUCCAAUUGUUUUGGCGGGGGAAGUAGAAUCAUUAUAACAACUAGAGACGAACAAGUCCUUCAAAAAUAUGAGGUUAAAACCAUUUAUAGACCUAAACUUUUGUCCAAGGAGGAAGGUUUCGAACUACUUUGCUCUCAAGCUUUUCAAGGGGGAUAUCCUAUUGGUGAAUUCAGAGAGAUGAUAGAUAGGGUGUUGGAAUAUGCUAAUGGCCUUCCAUUAGCAAUUGAAAUAUUCGGUUCAUCCUUUUUUGGAAAAGGCAUUGCAGAAUGGAGAAGUUUGCUGGAUAGGGAAGAAAUUAUUCCUCCCUAUGAGAUCAUAAGGGUGCUUAGAAAAAGUUUUGACGAACUUGAUCACAUGAGUAAGGAAAUGUUUUUGGACAUAGCAUGUUUCUUUGUCGGGAAGGACAUUAACUGUGUGAAGGAAAUUUUACAUGAUUGCAUCGAUUGCUCUGUUGAUAUAGAAAUUCUUAUUCAGAAAUCAGUCAUCACAAUUGCAAAUGAGAGGAUACAAAUGCAUAGUAUGUUGCAAGCAAUGGGGCGAGAUAUUAUUCGACGACAAUAUCCGUAUCAACAAAGCCGAUUAUACCUUUAUGGUGACAUUAAAUCUGUUAUGGAGAAGAAAAGAAACACGGUGAUGAAAAAUGUUGAAGCUCAGCCAGAUGACAUCGAAUCUGUUAGUGAGAGACAGAGAUACACAUGGAUGGUGGAAGGUGUUGAAGCUAUAGCCUUGGAUUUGGAAGAGCCAAAAAUGGCUUCAUUGAGGAUUGAUGGUUUAUCACAUAUGAUCAACCUUAGAUUGCUGAUAUUCCGUAAUGUGGAAUUUUCUGGAACCCUCAAUAAUCUUUCAAGCAAGUUGCGAUAUGUUUCAUGGCAUCAAUAUCCUUUCACUUCUUUACCGUCGGGUUUUCAAUCUGACACACUUGUUCAACUGAUUAUGCCUGAAAGCAGCAUGACAGAAGUAUGGAAGGGCAGAAUGAUGCUCCCUACUUUGAGAAAACUGAAUCUAAGUGGCUCCAAAGCUUUGACAAAGACGCCAGAUUUUGGUGGGGUUCCAAAUCUUGAGAGGCUAGAGCUCGAAGGAUGUACUGGAUUGUUGCAACUUGAUCGAUAUGUUGCUAAACUUCCACAGCUCAGAUUCUUGAACUUGAAAGUUUUCUCCAAUGAGGAGCUUGAUACAAGUGAGGCUGCUUAG